Molecule: messenger RNA, 229 nt
Organism: Racocetra persica
Lineage: Eukaryota; Fungi; Glomeromycota; Glomeromycetes; Diversisporales; Gigasporaceae
Source: the annotation of a GenBank genome assembly
UAUUAGAAAAUAUAGCGAACCUCAUCGAGAAUAUGAAGAUUGUGAUGAGUACUUUAUCUGUCUGUUAAAAAAUAGUACUCUUCAAGAAUCUAUUUUAAGCUUUGUAAAAUCGACAAAAUUUGCGGUUCAUGAUACUCGUUAUUGUAUACCGGUUUUUAGUGGUGCUGCAGAGGAAACUUAUGCGCCACCUGCAGCAGUUGUUGAAAACGAAUCAGUAUUGGAUCUAUAG